Eucalyptus grandis is the source of this 455-nucleotide messenger RNA. RefSeq lists its product as uncharacterized. The record is from RefSeq and is a predicted model, not a curated record. Bases 138 to 455 code for a protein of 105 amino acids. Lineage: Eukaryota; Viridiplantae; Streptophyta; Magnoliopsida; Myrtales; Myrtaceae. The transcript is spliced from 5 exons.
GAGAGAGAGGCGUAUGGGUACCGUGAGACCUCUCUUUCUCCUUUGCCUUUUUUUUUCUUUUCUAUUGCCUCUGUCUCGCCGGAGUAAGAGCGCGGAGCAGAACGUCGAGCGCAGCGAGGCGAAGCGGGAGAGAGGCAAUGUCUACUUCGCCCGAUGUAGAUUCAGUCGACGCCCUUCGCUCCCAGAUCCAUUAUCUCCAGACGACAAUCAACGAGCUGGAGAAGCAGAACGCCGACCUUUCUUCUCGACUCUCUGGAUGUUGCUGUCAAAAGAUGGAAGACAAGAUUGGUUGUGUCGUAGAGGGAAGUGGAGUGGUCGAUGGGAAUGGCAAAUCAAUGAAGCUGGACAAGAAGACUAGGAAGAAAAAAGAUUUCAAAACAGGAAUUCUCGAACACCAUCCAAGGCGAUAUGUUGCUCUAAGAUUGAUGUAUUUUGGACAAGCAUUCAUGUUCUAA